This is a messenger RNA of Aspergillus brunneoviolaceus CBS 621.78, 494 nucleotides long. Its product is annotated as NUDIX hydrolase. The transcript has 2 exons. The record is from RefSeq and is a predicted model, not a curated record. The annotation marks the transcript as partial. NCBI's taxonomy places the organism in Eukaryota, Fungi, Ascomycota, Eurotiomycetes, Eurotiales, Aspergillaceae.
CCCACCCCCACACCCUCACCCCAACCACGCACAUCGUAACCGGCGCCUUAAUCUUCGCCCCGAACCGUUCACCACCACCACCAUCAACAACAACAACAACGACAACAAUGCUCCCCACUCAACCCCCCGAAAAACAACGCAUCCUCCUCCUCCGCCGCGCCCCAACCGACUCCUACCCGGGCCGGUGGGAAGCCCCUGGCGGCUCCUGCGACGCCACCGACGCCUCCGUCCUCGCCGGCGCGGCCCGCGAGGUGUACGAGGAGACGGGGCUGCGGGUCUCACGGUUCCGGGCGCUGGUCGGGGUGGAUGCGUGGGAGGUGGUGCGGGGGGAUGGGGUCCGGAAGGUGGUCAAGUUUACGUUUCUGGUGGAGGGGGAGGAGGUUGAUGGGCGGGUGGGGGUGGAGGGUCAUGGUGAUGGUGGCGGACGAGCCGGAGGGAUCAGGCUCGAGCCCACCGAGCAUGAUGCGUUUGUGUGGGCGACGGAGGAGGAGGUG